UCAGCACCGAUGUCUAUAUAAAGCCCCGAUCCUCUGAAAGCGCGCACAUACUGAGGAGAGACGUUACGUUCUGGGAGGCUUUUCUUCCCGGCAAGAGAUGAUUCAAGUUUCAAGAACGCCAGAGUUUUCUAACUUUGGGAACAUGAAUAUGAUUUCUUAUGCAUCUCCUGAACAAGACCUGAACUCCAUGCCGUCAGGCAGAAGACCGAGGUCUCAUUCCUAUACCAACCCAGAGGACAGUAAGAGCUAUGGUCUGCAAGAAAAGACAGAGGAAACCACUCUACGACCUCGCUCCAGGUCCUUUUACAGUUAUGAGACGUCAGACCCGCAAUCUCACUGCGACACGGCAAAGUUUUCACGGUCCUGUCCGCUGAGGCAGAGAGCAAAGCCACAGUUAAGAAAUCAAAUGUCCAGAAGGGAGGAUAAAGGUGAGAAACGACCGGGUGUUCCAGUCAACCCAAAGAGGUCUAAGCCAAAUAAGCUGUCAAAAGCGCUCAGUGGCAGUAAAGGAAACGCCAGGCGGGUGUCCAUGAUGACCAUCUCUGAGUCUGACAACUGGGAGAUUUGCUCCAGCUCUGGCAUGAAGUACGGACAGUUCGUGGACUGGGAGAAGAUCGAUCCAGAACCCGCAAAGAAAUACCAGCAGAUCCUGAAGAGCGGCCAUCAGCAGCUGAAAACCAUGGGCCGGGAGGGAUUCUGGGCCACGCCGCAUACGCUGAGGGCCAAAGCAUACUAUCAUGUCAUCCACAACAUCAACUCCAGGGCUGUUGCUCCGGACCGGGAUGUUUACUACGAUGUGGCCAAGAAGGUUUUCGGGGAACAGAAAGUCAGCACUCAUCCAGUCCCCGAGUAUAUGGAGGAUGGAGAGAUACCAAGGUACUGUCUCAACAAAGCAGGCAUGAAUUCUGUUAAGAAGAUCCUUCUCUGCCUUGGCAACUACUUCCCAGACACGAGCUACUGCCCCAUCCUUCCGGCCUUGGUCUCUCUCAUUCUCCACUUCAGCGAGGAUGAAGCGGAGUGUUUCUACAGCGUGUCUCGACUCAUCUGCUACAAGGACCCUAACAAGCGCUACGUCGACCAGAACUUCCUUACCUACCGUGCUUCCUGCAUGACGUUCGGGGACCUCGCCAACCGGUGUUGCAGAGGCAUACGAAAGCUGAUUGCCAGCUCGCACCAAAACCUCUUUGAGUUUUACUCCGACUGGAUCAUGUGGAUUUUCGGAGACCUUCCGUUCACGUAUGCGAUCAGGGUUCUGGAUGUCUACCUCCUUGAGGGCUUCAAAGUUCUCUUCAGGGUCGCGCUGGCUUUGCUCGACCUCUACAAAGUGUCAGUGUCGUCUCGAGUGGCAGACGUCGAAGACUUCAGAACGGACAUGAAGAGUUUUGUGCAAAGCAUAGCUCGCCACUGCACGGCUGAGCAGCUUCUGGAAAGAGCCUUCCAGAUUCCCAUUGCCACAAGACGUGAGCUUAACCUUCUGUUCAACGCAAAUAAGGAUGUCCUGAUGCAAAAAGGGGUCAGCACACACCAAAAGAGGCAGACAGUGGAAACGGUGGAUUUCAACAACUUCAGCUCCAGUGUCGUCACAGGGACAGAGAUGAGGGUCAUCUGGGCCUGGAUCCCUGAACGUUUUGCUCUCUUCAGCCCCGUUCGGUUGUUUCACAUCGCAGAACACGGAAGAGAUCUUUCUUCAUUGUAUUCCCACGUUGAAGGGCAUGAGCCAGUGGCACUUAUUAUUAAAACAAUGGAUGAAGAGGUUUUCGGAGCGUUCUUGUCAACGGAUGUGAUAGAAAGACGGAAUCAUGACUCUCAGGGACUGACAUAUUUUGGAACAGGGGAGUGUUUUGUUUUCACGCUCCGCCCCAGCAUGGAGCGCUACCAGCGGGCUAUGAUCAACAUUAUGACCAGAAUAGCCUCUUCUCAGCAGCUCAGAGCUGGAAGCAGCUCCUCCUCUCAGUUGCCAGACAGUAGCCAGCCUGAGCUAACCACCAAAUCUCCGACCGAGACAUGCCAGAAUCCCUCUUACCUGACCGGCACCCUCACUGCUCAGUUAGAUCAUCCCAGAACUGCAAAAGAUGCCAAGAGACCAAAGGAGCAAGACGCCUCAAAAUUCAUCGCAGGAGAUGAUAGUCAGCUCAUCAUCGGUGGUGAUGGGGGCCACGCUCUCUUCCUGCGGGAUAACUUGGAGGAAGGACUCUCGGAAGCUUGUGAAACAUUCAGGAGCAACCCACUCUGCAAGGGACAAUUCCAGAUCCAGUCUCUGGAAGUAUGGGGCAUUCAGAACACUAUUUACCCAGCUCACAGCUUUCAUUGUCAGUAGAGAACUGGUAUAAUCUAGGAACUACCGUGGACAACAAACUAUUUGGCAAUUCCAUGCAGAGUACACUUAUAAUAGCAACUCUUAAUACACAUAAACAGAAACAGACCCUGGUUUAAUGGCUUCAUCCUCUUCACCUACUGCUUUAGUUGCUGCCAUCUGAGAAAUAACGUCAAAUUCCAAUAGCAGAGAAAGAUGCUGUAAGAAAUCGUGUAUCAUAACAUUUUAAAACAUGAAAUUACUCAAAUAUUUUUUGUCAAUAUAAAAAAAUGUCUGAACAUACAUGUAAAUAACGUUCU
Molecule: messenger RNA, 2613 nt
Organism: Fundulus heteroclitus (mummichog)
Lineage: Eukaryota; Metazoa; Chordata; Actinopteri; Cyprinodontiformes; Fundulidae
Product: TBC1 domain family member 24
Exons: 11
Coding region: 98-2317 (739 amino acids)
Source: RefSeq, a predicted model, not a curated record